Fusarium verticillioides 7600 is the source of this 132-nucleotide messenger RNA. RefSeq lists its product as hypothetical. NCBI's taxonomy places the organism in Eukaryota, Fungi, Ascomycota, Sordariomycetes, Hypocreales, Nectriaceae. Bases 1 to 132 code for a protein of 43 amino acids. The transcript has a single exon. The record is from RefSeq and is a predicted model, not a curated record.
AUGACAUCUCCUCGGCAUAGCCACCAAAUGGAGGAGCUGGGGAUUUCCAAGGCAGCCUCAAAAGUCCUCAACUGGCGAAGACCCUGCAAGCUCGAGAUAAAACUUACCGACCAUUACGUCGCCAAGAUCUAG